CUCCUUGUCGUAACGUAAAAAAUUUCGGAAAAGGAAAACCAUAUUCAAAAUUUCUUCCAAUCCCAACGGUCGAAUCGUCUGUCCUAAACCAGAAUCACAACCGUACAAUCCCCAAAGUUGCUCGACAUUUAAACACUUCUGUCUGGCUUGUCUUUCUCUCUUUCGAAACCCCAGUCACAACUGGCAAAGAGUUAAAAAAAGAAUACUUGCGUUUUUUUUUAGAGAGAAGAACCAGAUUCUGAAAACUCUGACACAACACUUCUAUUAUAUGUUAUAAAGAGAGAGAGAGAGAUCUGAAGAAGGUUUGAUUUUUGAAUCUGAUUGUGAUCGUUGCUAUAGUGUAUUUAUUUUUUCUUUGUUUGGUUCUGCUGUUGUUAAAAGCUUGAAUACUUUAGAAAAACUGAGUCUUUCAUUUUUUUUUUUUGGGUUUUCAAACUUGAGCUGGUGUUUGUCUUCAUAAUUUAAGGCCUUUGAUUAAUAAACAAAAAAUGGGUUCUGGGUAUUUCAAACCUCAUUGUUGAUUUUGGAAGUAUCACUGCACUGCAGGUUUCCAAUUUAGAGUAAAGAAAGAGUUUUUUUUUUUUCUUUUUGAAAGCUGUGGUUUGUUGCUGAUUCUUGGAAAAGCAUUAUCUGGGUUGGAAUUAAGAGAGAAAGAGAAAAGAGAAGUUUGAGGCUUAAGCUACAGUGGGUUGCUUGCUGGAGAAAAAUGGACAAGUUUUGGAGUACCUGAGUCUUAAAGCCUUACACAGAACAACAGUGGGGACUACUUGGUGGCUGUCAAUGGUAGAGUGCUGUGAAUUUCAAGGAAAGUCAAAGCAAUUGGAGGUUUGGGUUUCCAUGAAUUUCACUUGAUACAGCUCUAGUGAUCAUUUUGAUCAAAAUUCGUAUCUGAAUCAUGGGAGAAGGUACUGAAAAUGGGGUUUUGGUUGAUACUCGGUCCGCUGAGGAAUGGUUAUGGCAUGCACAAGAGCUUGUUCCCAUGGCACUUGAUAAGGCAAGGGAGGUGAAGGGGUUCCCUGGUAGGUGGAAGAUGAUAAUUUCCAAAUUGGAGCAGAUCCCUUCAUGCUUAUCAGACUUGUCGAGCCAUCCUUUCUUUUCCAAAAAUGCUCUUUGUAAGGAGCAAUUGCAGGCUGUGUCAAAGACAUUGAAGGAAGCAGUUGAACUGGCAGAUUUAUGUCUAAAGGAGAAGUAUGAGGGGAAGCUUAAGAUGCAAAGUGAUCUCGAUGGAUUAUCAGGGAAAUUGGAUCUGAAUUUACGGGAUUGUGGACUACUGAUCAAGACCGGUGUACUUGGUGAAGCGACUUUGCCUUUAUCUGUUGUUGGCUCUUCAUCAGAAUCAGAGACUGCAACACAUGGCCAUCUAAAGGAAUUGCUUGCACGGCUUCAGAUUGGGCACUUGGAAGCAAAGCACAAAGCUCUUGACAACCUAGUUGAGGUCAUGAAGGAGGAUGAAAAGAGUGUAUUGUCUGUUAUGGGACGGAGUAACAUUGCUGCUUUAGUCCAGUUGUUGACAGCGACCUCUCCUCGUAUCCGAGAGAAGACUGUGACUGUAAUCUGCUCACUUGCAGAAUCUGGGAAUUGUGAGAGCUGGCUUGUUUCAGAAGGUGUUUUGCCACCUCUCAUAAGGCUUGUUGAAUCUGGCAGCACAGUUGGUAAAGAGAAGGCAACGAUUUCACUGCAGAGAUUAUCAAUGACUGUAGAAACAGCCCGAGCACUUGUCGGACAUGGUGGGGUUCGACCACUAAUUGAAAUCUGCCAGAUUGGAGACUCUGUUUCACAGGCUGCAGCUGCUAGUACAUUAAAAAAUAUAUCAGCUGUUCCUGAGGUUCGACAAAUACUAGCAGAGGAAGGAAUAAUAAAGGUCAUGAUCAAUCUCCUUGAUUGUGGAAUUCUGUUGGGUUCCAAAGAAUAUGCUGCAGAGUGCUUGCAGAAUCUCACAGCCAGCAAUGAGAAUCUUAGAAGGUCCGUUAUCUCAGAAGGUGGAAUUCGAAGUCUAUUGGUAUACCUUGAUGGUCCUUUGCCCCAAGAAUCUGCAGUUGGAGCCUUGAGGAAUUUGGUUGGCUCAGUUUCUAUGGAAGUUCUGGUGUCACUUGGUUUCCUCCCUCGAUUAUUUCAUGUGCUUAAAUCUGGAUCGCUGGGUGCACAACAACAUGCCGCAUCAGCUAUCUGUCGAGUUAGCAGUUCGAGUGAAAUGAAAAAACUGGUUGGUGAAGCUGGGUGCAUUGCUCUUCUUAUUAGAAUGCUUGAGGCUAAAUCAAACAGUGCUAGAGAGGUAGCUGCUCAAGCCCUUUCAAGCUUGGUAGCUGUGUCUCAAAAUUGCAGAGAAGUCAAAAAGGAUGACAAAAGUGUGCCAAAUCUGGUCCAGUUGCUUGAUCCAAGCCCCCAAAAUACUGCAAAGAAGUAUGCAGUUUCCUGCCUCUCAUCUCUCUCGUCAAGUAAGAAAUGCAAGAAGCUUAUGAUCUCAUAUGGAGCAAUUGGGUAUCUCAAGAAGCUUUCAGAGAUGGACAUCCCUGGUGCCAAGAAGCUACUAGAGAAGUUGGAAAGAGGAAAGCUUAGAAGUUUGUUCAGCCGGAAGUGAGAGAAUAAAUGAAACUCCCUCCUUUUUUCCUAGCUCUUCCUUACAUAUGACCUAUGUUUCAUUGUCUGUAUGAAACCCAUGUGCUUAAGCUCUCCUAGCGCUAUCAAUCAAUGUUUUAAAAUUUAUCAAUCAAUGUUUUAAAAUUUAUUCCAAGAUAACUAUAAGAUUCCCCCGUGUUUAUGUUUCAUCUAUCUCUCGGAUCUUUGUAGUUUUAAAUUUCGCUUUCUUUUUUGCUUUGGGGAUCAUAUGACUACGAUUUUCCCCAGUUUAGUUAAACAUGCUUGAGGCCGUAGGGGAUUUCUGCAGGAAAUCGGUGUUCCUAUUACUCUGUUGAACAUUUAAUGCUGGAAAAUUUUCUAUUAGACAGCAGCCCUGUCUACAAAUGGUCCUAAGAGAAAGGGCAAAAACUUUGAGGAUUGAAAGAGUAGCAUAAACGUAAUUGAAGAUAUGGUUUAUUAUAAGGAGCAGUUAAAGCACCUGAAAGUUCCAAACCCCACCACUUAGGGAGUUUGGGUGUAUGCAUCUGUCAGAAUCAAAGCCAUCAAAUGAAUGUGCUUCAACAUGGUAUGCCAGUGCAAAACCCACCUGCAUUUUUUGGGAGAUAACAGCAACCCCAUAACUACUACUCUACAACCUUCUUUUUUUUUUUAUAACCCUUCACUUUUACUUCUUUUCCAAACGAAUUGAAAAAAAAAAAAACCAUCUCCAAUUGUUUCCAUAAAUCACCCUUAAAUGCUACGUGAAAACCGACUGAAAAAUGAUUUUCAAUUGAAUAGAAGUAAAGUGAUGUUUACCAGAAUAUCGAUUACAUAAAGAAUGACGAAUCAAUUUUUCAAAGUUACAUGUUUGAAUAGGAUUGCUUGUCUACUCAAACAAGCAUUUGGACCCCCGGAGCAAAGACAACGAUUUCAACUAUCUAGGAUGUGGAUAAGGCCAUAACACAGGCACUG
Durio zibethinus is the source of this 3528-nucleotide messenger RNA. Its product is annotated as ARM repeat superfamily protein. The record is from RefSeq and is a predicted model, not a curated record. Gene Ontology annotation, molecular function: protein binding. NCBI's taxonomy places the organism in Eukaryota, Viridiplantae, Streptophyta, Magnoliopsida, Malvales, Malvaceae.